AUGAUAGAAACAUAUAAACGGAUGACCGGUACAAGCAGGAACAGCUUUGGAGAUGAGAAAGAUUGCCUACAGCAACUGACUAUCAUGGGCGAUGGUACCAAUUUUCUAGCUGACGAUUUCUAUGACGGGAUAACUCUUGAUCCAACAUGCAUCACAGCCAAAACGGUGACAAAUGCCACAGCAUCGAGUGUUUUUUAUCCAAAUGCUGUGAUCGAUUACUGUGCUGUUACUUUCAAGUACUCUCAUAAUGGUCUAGAUGACAGUGUACUCUUAACAUACUGGAUUCCUGCACUAGCAAAAUUUCAAAAUCGUUACCUUUCGACAGGUGGUGGUGGAUAUGCCAUCAAUUCAAGAGCCCAGUCAUUACCUGGAGGAAUUGAAUAUGGCGCAGUUGCUGGCGAUACUGAUGGUGGUUUUGGAAUUUUACAGAGUAAUGCCAUUUCGGGUUUUCUCCUCGCGAGUGGAACACUUAAUUGGCGAAAUGUCUAUAUGUUUGGAGAUAAUGCUAUCCAUGAAAUGAGUGUCAUUGGAAAGGAAUUUACUACAUUGAUUUUCAAUAUGACAGCCAAUAAUGUCACGUUGUAUUCUUACUAUCAAGGUUGUUCGGAAAGUGGUAGAGAAGGGUGGAGUCAAGUUCAAAGAUUUGCGAAUCAAUUCGAUGAAGCAGCAAUUGGUGCACCGGCUUUCAGAUAUGCAUUCCAGCAGAUUCAACAUCUUUAUUCAAAUGUUGUGGAGAAUACUCAGGCUACUAUCCACCGCCUUGUGAAUUACAAAAGAUUCAUCGUUAGGAAGUCAAUUUUCUUCUCCUACACCCGCACAAAAUGGUUCAAUCUCAGCCAAGGUUUGGCUGUUGCCCAGAAAAUCCUCGACGGUCUUCACAUCACUGACGGCAGACGCGCUUAUUUCUCAUACACUCCCUCCUCUACUUUUACAGAUGCAGCCACAGCACAUAACGACACCAGUGGUGAAUAUGGUGUUAGUAUUCAAGAUGGUUGGAACCGAUACAAUGAUGUGCUCCUGACAAACUGGCCAGAUCUCACCCCCUACAAAAAUGCCGGCGGAAAAAUUAUUCAUUUCCAUGGUGAAUCUGAUUACAGUAUUCCGACCGCCUCAUCUGUUCGCUCCUACGAAUCCGUGCGAGAAAUUAUGAACCCAGGUCUUUCGUAUAAUGAUUCUGUCGCUACAACCAAUGAAUUCUAUCGACUAUUCCUUGUACCAGGUGGUUCGCAUUGUGCGGUUAAUACAGCAGAACCUAAUGGACCAUGGCCACAAACGAACUUGCAGGUACUCAUUGAUUGGGUAGAGAAUUGA
Molecule: messenger RNA, 1311 nt
Organism: Botrytis porri
Lineage: Eukaryota; Fungi; Ascomycota; Leotiomycetes; Helotiales; Sclerotiniaceae
Exons: 4
Coding region: 1-1311 (436 amino acids)
Source: RefSeq, a predicted model, not a curated record